GACGCACUCAGAGGGAUCUGUCCACGGACAACUACCAUGGGAAAACACGACAACGUUAUGGAACCCUUCAAAAUCAAAUCCGUAGAGCCACUUCCCCAGAAUACUCGAACUGAACGACUGAAGAUAUUGAAAGACGCCGGUUACAAUCUCUUUCUAAUCCCCGCCAAAGACGUGAUCAUUGAUCUGCUGACCGAUUCAGGAACUGGUGCUAUGAGUGCCAACCAAUGGGCUGCCAUGAUGCACGGAGAUGAGAGCUACGCAGGCGCAAGAAGUUUUGAGCACUUCCGAGACACGAUUCGUACCAUUACGGGCUUUAAUUAUGUCCUUCCUAUUCAUCAGGGUCGGGCGGGUGAGAGAGUGGUCUGUCACGUGAUCUGUGAUAAGGAUCAUCUAGUUCUAAGCAAUACGAUGUUUGACACAACACGAGCUCAUGUGGAGAGCACAGGCGCAGUAGGCAUCGACAUGCCGGUGGAAUUCACCAAGAAUGCUCCAUUCAAUGGUGACCUGGAUAUCAUCAAGCUGAAGAAAUACCUGAAGAAAAACCCGAAUAAGGUGUCCCUAGUGAUACUCACGGUGACAAACAACAUGGGCGGUGGUCAGCCGGUGAGUAUGCAGAAUAUCAAAGAGGUUUCUGAAGUCUGCCGAGAACACAACGUGAAGGUGUAUAUGGACGCCUGCAGGUUCGCAGAGAACAGCUGGUUCAUCAAGACACAGGAAUUGGGUUACAGUGAGAAGUCUCCCAUGGAAAUCGCCAAGGAGAUGUUCUCUUUCUUCGACGGCUGCAUCAUGUCUACAAAGAAAGACGGUAUAUGCAACAGUGGCGGGUUUAUCGCUACUAACGACCAGCAGAUGUACACGCAGUUCUCUCACGAGGUGAUCCUCAACGAAGGGUUCGUCACUUACGGCGGACUGACUGGCAGGGACAUGGAAGCCGUGGCCGUCGGUCUAAUGGAGGCUCUGGACGAAAAUUAUCUACGACACAGGAUUGAGUCCAUCAGGGCGUUUGGUGAUAUGCUCAAACAAAAUUGUGUUUCUGUGUUAGAACCUGUGGGCGGGCAUGCUGUAUACCUGGACGCUGCCGAGAUCUGUCCUCAUAUCAAGUUUAAGGAAUUUCCAGGAUGGGCCCUGAACUGUGUCCUGUAUUUGGAGGGUGGCAUUCGGGCCUGUUCCCUUGGAAACGUUAUGAACGGAGUUUUUCCAGACGGCACGGAGCGUCUGUGGACAAAGGAGCUGGUGAGACUGGCUGUUCCAAGGCGAACAUAUACCAUGUCCCAUUUCAAGUACGUGGUAGAUGUCAUCGGGCGAAUUGCAGCCCACAGCCAUCUUGUGUCGCCCAUGAAGAUUGUCAAAGCUCCAAACGUUCUUCGUCAUUUUACAGCAAUUCUCUCUCCUAUCGAGGAUCAUUUGUUCGAGGUGGAAAAGACAGGCACAAAAACUGGACUAAUCAAGGAACGCCCUUCAUACGGGAUUAAAUGAGGAUGAGGUCCAGGUCCAGGUAUAUCGCUGUAUGGGGAACACACAAUACAAUUAAGACGUACAGCACAGAGAGAAAACCAAAGCAACGACAACAGUGUGUUUGCUGGCACGCAACCGGUGAAAUACGGUCUCUUGCCGAUUUAUCUCAGAUAGAGUUUUAUUCUAACUGUUCAUGUAAACGCAUAAAUAAACAUAACACUACAUAUAUUAUAGACCAAGAAAACGACACAAGAUCUUGGAAAUGACCUAUCCCGCGGCACGAAUGUAUAAUUAGGAGGGGGGCAAGUCCUGUAAUACCAUGACUGACAGUUUGCUAUAAGUAUAUAAAACGGUAUCGAGUGCAAGGUCAGGCUGAGGUUAUGGGACAAUUGCACACCAGGAUCAGUAAAGAGAGUUUUUAUAA
Molecule: messenger RNA, 1879 nt
Organism: Liolophura sinensis
Lineage: Eukaryota; Metazoa; Mollusca; Polyplacophora; Chitonida; Chitonidae
Product: tryptophanase-like
Exons: 2
Coding region: 37-1476 (479 amino acids)
Biological process (GO): aromatic amino acid metabolic process
Molecular function (GO): carbon-carbon lyase activity
Source: RefSeq, a predicted model, not a curated record